This is a messenger RNA of Gongylonema pulchrum, 551 nucleotides long. The record is from the annotation of a GenBank genome assembly. NCBI's taxonomy places the organism in Eukaryota, Metazoa, Nematoda, Chromadorea, Rhabditida, Gongylonematidae.
GGCCGACCACUCAGCGUCAACGUUGCUCAGUGCUUCCAACAUGCUUGCUAUCAACAGUUCAAGUGCGCGAAAUCAAAACCAAGCACAUGUCGCCGUGCUCAAAUCCUGUGUCAUUUCGCGCUGAUCAGGCUGAGACUUUUGUUAGCGAUGCAGACUUACCGCAUUGCGUGGAUGCCCUGAGUGUUGCCGAAAUGCAGCGUAUGCGAAAAUUGGCAUUUCUGAAGCUGUCAGCGAUGAUCGAGACUCAUGCGGGUGCUGGUGUUCGGAUUGAUGCUGCUGUAGCUGAUGGCAAUGAUGCAACUGCUGGUAGUAAUGCGAAAAGCUGGGCGGUACAGAGAUUUAUCAGGCGAAUGCGCAAUAACGACACUAACAACAGUAACAACAAUAAUAAGCCAACCAGAAGUAAGUGUUGUUUCAGUCUGGUUCAGUCUGGUUCAGUUAAGACCAGGAACAUCGGUUAUGCGGCAUGGGUAGUCUAUGUUAAUUAUGUCGUCAGAAUACGGCGAAGCUACGUUAGAGUUUUCGAUCCUGAGCUGCAUAACUCCAGUUAG